UGGGACCCUUUUAAAAGCAUGCUUAAAUCAAUUUGUUUGGAAAAGCAUCAUCAUCCAACAAUGCAUUUCAAAGCUACCCCUUUCUUCAUAAUCUUCUUGCUUGUAUGUGUUUCUUUUACCAGGAAAUAACAACAACCCAACAUGAGCUUCACACUCGUAUGUUUGGUUCUCAGUUUGUACUUAUGUUUUUUUUCAUAUGUUCAUAGCUUAGACAGCUUUUCCAAUGGUUCCUUGGAUACAUUUCUUCAGGAUUUUGCUUUCAGAGCAUUGGUUAUUAGGCACAGUCCUCAUACUGGAGCUUUAUACAAAGCCAAUCUUCCGGUUAAUCUUUCAGGCAUGGGCGUUUCCAUUGCACGAAUCCGAAGCCGGACGUUGUGGAAGAAAGGGGCUAAUUUUAGUUGUUUUCGUAUCCCAUCACGGACUUUUCUGGUUCCUCACGUCCGAAGGGUCGCGAUAGUCUACGAGACCCUCGGCAACUGGUCUUCAUACUACUACAGAGUUCAAGGUUACUCAAUGAUUGCUCCCGUCAUCGGUUUUAUGGUUUUCGAUGCGUCGAAUGCUAGAGCUAAAAGCUUAAAAAGUAUCAACCUUGACACAAUGGGGAAGCCUAUAUCAAUCCAUUUUCCCAACCUGAAAUACCCUGAUUCAGCAAGAUGUACAGCUUUCAACAGUAAUGGGACAGUUGAUUUCAGUCCCAUAAUGUUUUCCAAUGUGUGUUACACUUCAAACCAAGGCCAUUUUUCUGUACUUGUUCCACUAAAGAGGGAAAAAAGGCCAUGGUAUCCAUGGGUGAUAGGUGUUGUGCUUGGAUUUGGUAUGCUGGUUUUUUCAGGUUACUUUGGUUUGGUAUUACUUAAGGUUUUGAAGACCAAAAGGGUUCAAGCAAUGGAAAGACAAGCUGAUGAAGGUGAAAUUCUUGAUAGCAGAUGGGUGAAUUGCAGUAAAAUGCCAUCUGCAACAGUAACUAGAACUCAACCUGUCCUUGAGAAUGGUGUGUUCCCACAGUAAUUACAUUUGUCAUUUUUAUGUAUAUCUUGUUUCUUUUUCUUCUUUGGCCUUGGAGAUUAUGCAUAGCAGGAUAACUAAAAAUCUUUUUACUGUUUACAUAAAAUUAAAUCAGAAUAGUGACUUGGUUUUCUCGUUUCUAAA
This is a messenger RNA of Gossypium arboreum, 1149 nucleotides long. RefSeq lists its product as uncharacterized. The transcript has a single exon. Lineage: Eukaryota; Viridiplantae; Streptophyta; Magnoliopsida; Malvales; Malvaceae. Gene Ontology annotation, cellular component: membrane. The record is from RefSeq and is a predicted model, not a curated record. The coding region runs from base 142 to 1008 and encodes 288 amino acids.